CAGCAGAACUCAGAGGAACAGCUGACAUACAAUAACAGCAGCACAACUCUGGCUAUGAAGCUGUUGGCAAUUCUUCUCCUCCUGCUGGUUCCUAUCUGGGCCAGCUGUGCGGUUUUGGACUGCAAUGACGUUUAUCGUCAGAAUCCCAGCCGACCCAGUGGUGUUUACACCAUCUAUCCUAUUGGAUCCACAUCUGGUGUUCAGGUUUACUGUGACAUGGACUCACAUGGAGGAAGAUGGACUGUGUUCCAGAGGAGGAUGGAUGGCUCGGUGAACUUCCACAGACCCUGGGAGGCGUACAGGAUGGGUUUUGGGAAUGCUGCUGGAGAGUACUGGCUUGGUCUGGAGAACAUCCACCACCUCAUUCGGCAGAAACAGUACGAGCUGGUAGUGGACAUGGAGGACUUUGAAGGAAACCAGGUGUAUGCUCGUUACACCUCAUUCAGUGUGGCCUCUGAGGUUGAAGGAUACACUCUUUACUUGGGUGAAUACGUCGAUGGAGGAGCAGGAGACACCAUGACACGUCACAGCGGACAAAAGUUUGCCACCUUUGAUCACUACCUACAUGCUGGGACGGAAAACUGUCCAAAAUUAUUUCUUGGAGCUUUCUGGUACUGGAGGUGUUAUUACGGAAACCCAAACGGGGUCUACCUCUGGGGUGCUGAUGGGUCUAAAUAUGAGGUUGGAGUGAUCUGGUACAGCUGGAAGGGCAGUUUCUAUUCUUUGAAGGCCAUAAGCAUGAAGAUGCGCCCUGUUCAGUAAAUCAGCAGCACAAACAUGAAGCCAUUAUCAAACAUGAAUGUUGCACAAUAAAAAAUGAACAGACGAUCUCUGGAGUGUUCUAUUUUGGCACUUUUCCUUUGUUGUUGUCUCCCAAGCUCUCAUUCUGUUACUGCAAAACUCUGCAGGUUGUAUAAAACCAAAAUGUUAUUUAGCAUUGAACGUCCCCUGAUGUUUUCUGCCUUUAAUAGACAUUACGUCACAACCGAGAUAAAGAACAGAAAAAAAAGAUCAUAAAUUGCAAAGAAGGAACUG
Messenger RNA from Fundulus heteroclitus (mummichog), 1035 nucleotides. Its product is annotated as microfibril-associated glycoprotein 4. NCBI's taxonomy places the organism in Eukaryota, Metazoa, Chordata, Actinopteri, Cyprinodontiformes, Fundulidae. The transcript is spliced from 6 exons. Gene Ontology annotation, biological process: elastic fiber assembly. Bases 55 to 762 code for a protein of 235 amino acids. The record is from RefSeq and is a predicted model, not a curated record.